AUGGCCGCGGCGCAGCAGCAGGGUAAAGGCAAAGCCAGGCCCAGGGUACAGGUGUUUGAGUCGGAGGAGGCCCUGGCGGUGGCCUUGGCUGAUUACGUCAGGCACUUGUCCUGUCAGUAUGUGGAAGAAAAGGGUGCCUUCACGGUUGCUUUAUCCGGUGGCUCUCUGAUUCGGUCUCUCAGGAAAUUAGUGGAACCGGCUUUUGUUGGUUCAGUGGAUUGGUCCAAAUGGCACGUCUUCUGGGUCGACGAGCGAGUUGUUCCUAAAGAUCACGCUGAUAGCAAUUACUUCCUGGCUUAUAACCAUUUCUUAUCCAAGAUACCAAUUCCGGCUGGAAACGUAUACACGAUGAAUGAUGCAUUGUCGGCUGAGGCAGCCGCGGAUGACUACGAGACCUUCCUCAAGCAUCUGGUUAAGACCAAUGCUCUGCAGGAAUCCAAUGAUACCGGCUUUCCGAAAUUUGAUCUCGUGCUUUUGGGGAUGGGGCCAGAUGGACAUAUUGCCUCUCUUUUCCCAGGACAUCAACUCCUGGAUGAGAAUAAAAGAUGGGUUAGUUUUUUGAAGGACUCGCCCAAACCUCCGCCGGAGAGGAUCACCUUCACGUUACCAGUUCUGAAUUCUUCUGCAAAUGUGGCCCUUGUCGUGGCGGGACAAGCAAAAGCUGAAGCUGUUCGUGAGGCACUGGGGGAGGGUGAUCACGAGGUGGCAGCCCGCCGGCUGCCGGUGAAAAUGGUGUCCCCUGAAGAAGGGAUGUUGAGUUGGUUCUUGGACAAGGGAGCAGCAUCAAAACUUGAUUCAAGCUGA
This is a messenger RNA of Oldenlandia corymbosa var. corymbosa, 804 nucleotides long. NCBI's taxonomy places the organism in Eukaryota, Viridiplantae, Streptophyta, Magnoliopsida, Gentianales, Rubiaceae. The record is from the annotation of a GenBank genome assembly.